AUUUUUAUAUAGAAUUAUUAACAAAAGAUAAAUGUUAAUAAAAGGUUAAUAAAUAUUUACCUUCCGAAUCUAAAUAAAUCACGUGUUGGAAACCGAGAAGCACCGUUUAUAAAAAUGUCUAACAAAACAAAUCGUCGUUUAAAGUGGAGCUUGGAUUCAACAAGGAAUAAUCGUUUAAAUGUUCUCAACGAUACACUCCUAGCUUCUCCUCCUGCUUACAGUAGUUCAGCAAUUUCCAGCAGUAGUGAAAUUACAAAGAAAGUAGAUACAAGUCAUUUACUUUUCAAAAAGUCUUGGGAAUUGGCUUUAGGGCCUAUAAAACAAGUUCCAAUGAAUCUGUUUAUUAUGUACAUGGCAGGAAACUCCAUAUCAAUUUUCCCAAUAAUGAUGGUGGGAAUGCUCUUCAUGCGACCGAUACAGGCCCUGUUUUCUGUCAACAGCACGUUUAAACUAAUAGAAAACUCUAGUGCUAUAGGCCAGAAGAUUGUUUAUAUUUUGGGUAAUUUUAUAAAUAUUGGUUUAGCACUUUAUAAAUGUCAAAGUAUGGGACUGUUACCUACUCAUUCAAGUGACUGGUUAGCAUUUAUUGAUCCACAACAAAGACAAGAGUAUUUAGGAGGAGGUUUUGUAUUAAGUUAAAUAUUCCAUACUAUAUUGUAUAAUUAAUAAGAGAAAUAAAAAAAGCACAAAAUCGC
Agrilus planipennis (emerald ash borer) is the source of this 695-nucleotide messenger RNA. It is a transcript of the gene EMC4, whose product is annotated as ER membrane protein complex subunit 4. Bases 115 to 639 code for a protein of 174 amino acids. NCBI's taxonomy places the organism in Eukaryota, Metazoa, Arthropoda, Insecta, Coleoptera, Buprestidae. Gene Ontology annotation, biological process: protein folding in endoplasmic reticulum. The record is from RefSeq and is a predicted model, not a curated record. The transcript is spliced from 2 exons. Gene Ontology annotation, cellular component: EMC complex.